Psylliodes chrysocephalus is the source of this 648-nucleotide messenger RNA. Lineage: Eukaryota; Metazoa; Arthropoda; Insecta; Coleoptera; Chrysomelidae. The record is from the annotation of a GenBank genome assembly.
AUGAAAGAAUUUGGUAUUUUAAGUUUGUUGUUGUUGAAUAGUUUUUUGCAGGUAGAAAACUGUAAUGAAAGUGUUUGUGCCCCUGUGGUGAGCAAGUGUUUGUUGAUUAAGUCUUGUAAUUGUGAUGUUCACAAUAGCACCUGUUUUGGCUUGUGUCAUACCUGUUUGGGAAAGUAUUCUAUAGAGUGCUGUUCAUGCGUUGAUAUAUGUCCAAAACACAUUGAACAUAUACCCGAUAAAGAGUCAACAGUGGAAGACCAUCUGGAACCAAUUCCUCAAUUGUUUAAUAUUCUAGUAGAAGGUAGAGACCCAGUUAUGCCCUGGACUACAGAGACUUAUGAAAAUUAUUAUACUACAUCAAUUGGUGAGUUGGUUUCUACUAACUGUAGCAUAAUCUGGUGGGACCAAUGCACUAGCUUCCAAAAGUGCAAAGAUCAGUGUAUAUCUUUGGGUGCUACUAGUACUAGAAUGUUUCACAAUGGAUGUUGUGAAUGUAUAGGGGAUACCUGUAUAAAUUAUGGUCGCAGUAAAAGUGCAUGUAAACAUUGUCCUUUUACCGGACAGAGUGACGAAUAUCCUUUGAGUCCAGAUGAAAACGAUUUUGACUUAGAUUAUGGAGAAGAUUCGGACUUCGAUGAAACUCAGUAG